Molecule: messenger RNA, 396 nt
Organism: Vicia villosa (hairy vetch)
Lineage: Eukaryota; Viridiplantae; Streptophyta; Magnoliopsida; Fabales; Fabaceae
Product: DEAD-box ATP-dependent RNA helicase 3-like
Exons: 4
Coding region: 1-396 (131 amino acids)
Molecular function (GO): ATP binding; nucleic acid binding
Source: RefSeq, a predicted model, not a curated record
AUGGAAGAAGAAGAAGAUGAAACCUUAUAUAUUGGUGAUGAAAUUUAUGAGAAUCAUUCCAAGCGUGCUUUCGAGGGUGAAGAAGACGAUGAUUUUCCUUCCCGAACUGCUUCUCUUAACGCUGAUGAACUCGACAUCUCGAAACUUGAUUUGCCUUCACAACUUGUUAGUUCGCUCCGUGAGAGGGGGAUUACGCAACUUUUUCCUAUUCAGAAAGCGGUGUUAGUGCCUGCACUUCAAGGUAGAGAUAUCAUUGCUCGUGCAAAGACUGGAACGGGGAAGACACUGGCUUUUGGAAUUCCUAUUAUCAAUGGCCUCGAUAAUGGCGAGGAUUCAGAUAGUUACAGUAACAGAAAUGUUAAUGAAGUCAUGUGUGCCUUCAAUUUAUGCAUUUAA